Molecule: messenger RNA, 778 nt
Organism: Hypanus sabinus (Atlantic stingray)
Lineage: Eukaryota; Metazoa; Chordata; Chondrichthyes; Myliobatiformes; Dasyatidae
Exons: 8
Coding region: 104-778 (224 amino acids)
Source: RefSeq, a predicted model, not a curated record
CCAUCUCCGAGAGACACACACAAUUCAAGACUACUGGAAACCUGAAUGGCUGGGUAUUGACACGCAGAGUAUCCUCGACAGGAUAGACGACCGCGACGCUUCCAUGAAUAAGAAGCUCACAAGUACUGGCUCAGGGACACCUUCCCGAGACCAUCUGACAUCGACCUACACCGAGCUGAACAUUCGUAAAGUGGAACGCCUCACCAAUGCACAAACAGAUGGUCUGGAUCCCACCUACUCUCAGCUGAAUUUUCGGCAUAAUGAACUUCCCAUCGCUAAGGAAGAAAACCCUCCUCUGGCGCCGAGAACAGGAGAAAUGCCAAUGACUGCUCAGGCAGAUGAUCUGGACCCCACCUACUCGCGGCUGAACCUUCUCCAAAAUGAGCUUCCCAUCGCUAACGAAGAAGAUCCUCCUAUUGCGUCUGGACCAGGAGAAAUGUCACACGCAGGUCCGCAUAAACAGGAGCCGAACGACAACAUCGGAAAUGGACCGGACCGUAAGAUGUCGCUACUCAGCAUGGUUACGUCCGUCCUCUUCCUGACCGUGGUCGGGCUGUCGAUCCAUGUAUCACAGAUUCGUCAGUCUAAGGUCACCUGCAACCGAACCGAUAAUGAAUUAAAUUCAACCCUUCAAUCCAUGGUUUCGGCGCUCAAUUCUAAUCUGUCUGUUCUUAAACAAAAACACAGUGAUCUCCGUCACCAGUUCUGUGGAUUAGGAAAUUUGUUCCAAGGAUUUGGUCAGAUAUGGAGACCGGUGUUACUUGUUCUCCACGUUUGA